Messenger RNA from Agrilus planipennis (emerald ash borer), 739 nucleotides. RefSeq names its product carbohydrate sulfotransferase 11-like. The record is from RefSeq and is a predicted model, not a curated record. Gene Ontology annotation, cellular component: membrane. The annotation marks the transcript as partial. Gene Ontology annotation, molecular function: sulfotransferase activity. The transcript has a single exon. Lineage: Eukaryota; Metazoa; Arthropoda; Insecta; Coleoptera; Buprestidae. Gene Ontology annotation, biological process: carbohydrate biosynthetic process.
ACAAGAAUAGGUCGAUAUAUCGUAAAAAAAUAUCGGCCAAACGCCACGUCUGAUGAAAUAAAGAGUGGAAAAAAUAUAACAUUUCGCGAAUUCGCGCAAUAUUUAAUAAGAGAAGGUGUCACAAAUGAAUUGGCAAAUGAGCACUGGAUGCCAGUUAAUGAUCUUUGUCAACCCUGUCUUAUAAAUUAUACUUUUAUUGGUAAAUAUGAAUGGUUUGAAGAGGACACUAGAACUGUUCUCGACAUGGUUGGUGCUCCUUACAUUGAUUUUCCCGUUUCUAAACCUAAUUACACUCGUGACAAGUUAAGGUUUUAUUUUCAACAACUUUCUCUGUCUGAAAUCGAAGAUUUGUACAAUUUGUAUAAGCUUGAUUUUAAACUUUUUGGAUAUGACUUGAAUCCUAUUUUAGGAUUCGAGAUUGGAUGAGUUAUCUUAAAAUUUAAUUGUCUUCUUAACCCAGGUCACCCAUUGGGUUGAGUAUGAGUAAUGAUUUAUGGUGCUACUAAUUUAAAUAAUUAACCAUUGAAGUACAAAUUUUUAACUAGUGGCAGUGUAUUUUUUUUAUGUUGCACUAGUUCAUAACAAAAUUUUUCAACCUUUUUAAAUCAAAUUUUAGUAUGUUUAUUAAAGCCAUAUUAAAUCUAGUUAAAAAAUAGUGUGUAAGUUAGUUUUAGCAAAUUUUUUAUUUUUUUACCAUCAUUACGUAUAUUUGAACUAUAUCUGCAAAUAAAUUAUUGUU